GACCAGAGAGGACAUGGAUUCGUCAAGUGUUUUAAAGUUAUCUCUCUUGAUCAUUGGCUUCAUUGUAGCUUGGGCAAAAGAUACCCAAUCAGCCAAACGCGAACCAAAGUUGCUCUCCUUGUUUAAUAUUGUCCAGUUCAAACAAGGACCAUGCGUUCAAGCCUCUGACACGUCCAAACGAGGCAUUUGUAUGACCACUCAACAAUGUACUGACCGUAGUGGAGCUGCCAGUGGAAAUUGUGCUGCAGGUUUCGGAGUAUGUUGUGGAUUUACCGCCAGUACUUGUGGGUCAACUAUAAAAGAGAACUGCACCUAUGUUUCGAACCCAAAUUUUCCAUCAGCAGCCACUCCAGGAAUGUGCGAGUACACAAUCAACCGAAUCUGUGAUGAUUUAUGUCAAGUCCGACUAGACUUCGACAAUUUCCAGACGAGUUCUCCUCCUGGACAAGGAGCAGCUGCUAUGCAAUUCGGCGACUGUUCAAUUUCGGGCGAUACGUUCACUGCGACGAGUCCCAUUGGAGUGAGCCCUCCCGUGGUUUGCGGAACCUUGUCUGGCCAGCAUAUGUUUGUGGAAACUGGAACUAGUGGCGAUGCUGCCAAAAUCAGCUUCACUAUAGCAAGCUCGGCAGCAACUUAUCAAAUCAAGGUCACCUACUAUCAGUGCUCGUCAUUGAAUAAGGCUCCGGCCAAUUGUGUGCAAUACCUGACGGGGGUUAGCGGAUCCUUUCAAAGUUACAAUUUCCAAGGCAUGGUGGUCAAUGAUAAUCAGAACUAUCUGACUUGCAUGCGACAAGAAAGAGGAUAUUGCUCCAUUCAAUACUCGGCAAAUGCAUUCAAUCUGCUUGGAAGUACUGCUGGUACGCCGGAAGAAGACUCUGAGACUGGGACAGUUGAGAUCAAGCCUCGCAAACCCAGAUUUCGACCUGUGCGAACCAGGCAGCUUGUUAACAAGGUCAGAAACAAAUUAAUCCGGAAUCCUCACAGAAGCCUCGGGGAUAUGUCCAAAGAGUAUGAGAUCCCUAAAACCACUCUAAGAAGGGUAUUAAAAUUCGACCUCAAGAAGACAUGCUUCAAAUUCACUCGCAGGCAAGUGCUCUCUGAGGCCACUGGCCGCAAGACUCCUCUUGUGGUCAUCCCUGAGGGUACCAAGGUCAACUCAGAUGCUUACAUCAAUCUUUUGGAAGAGGAGUUGCUCCCUUGGAUUCAACAACAGCAUUGGGAGCAUGGAUAUGCUUUUAUGCAAGAUGGGGCUCCAGCCCACACCUCCAAGAAGACUCAAGACUGGUGCAAGGCCAAUUUGAUGGAUUUUUGGGACAAGAAUACUUGGCCACCUUCCUCUCCAGACUUAAACCCUAUGGAUUUUUCCAUUUAG
This is a messenger RNA of Tigriopus californicus, 1372 nucleotides long. RefSeq lists its product as uncharacterized. The record is from RefSeq and is a predicted model, not a curated record. NCBI's taxonomy places the organism in Eukaryota, Metazoa, Arthropoda, Copepoda, Harpacticoida, Harpacticidae. Gene Ontology annotation, molecular function: nucleic acid binding. The transcript has 12 exons. The coding region runs from base 14 to 1372 and encodes 452 amino acids.